GGACAAACAACUUGGUGGCAGCUCCAGCUGCUGUGAGUCCAGCAGCUCCCUGUGGCACUGGCAUUGCCCUGCAGGGGCCACACGUGUGGCCUUUCCCAGGCCUGUCGGGCUGUGCCACGUUUGCUUUUGCUUGGCUUUAUAAAGAGGAGGUGCAGGAGCUUCCUCUGCUCCUUCCCGGACUCUGGCCCCAGCACAGCCUUUGCUAUGGAUGGCUUGAAUGUCUCCAUUGCUUUUUUCUUCCUGGUUUUUGGGCUGUGCCAGGUGCUCAGGUGGCUUUCCAAGAGGCUUCUGUCCCCUGGGACGCAUGGCUGCCUUGCCAGGGAAUUUGCUGGCUCCUUCCAGCUGUGCACAAGCUGCCUGGAGCUGAGGAUGCUGAUGGACAUCGGCCCCUGGGGUGGUGGCUUUGGCCUGGACGUGCUCCUGACCCUCCUCUUCCUCCUCUCCGCUGUCCAUGGUGCCUCUUUGGACGGAGCAUCCGCCAACCCGACCGUGUCCCUGCAGGAGUUCCUGCUCCUGGAGUCCAGCCUGGCAGCCACGGCGGCCAAGCUGCUGGCCCAGGGUGGGGGUGCAGGGACGGGCUGGGCUCUCACCCGGCUCUACUGGUCCUGGGAGCUGAGCCAGCUGCACUUCAUCCAGAGCCUGAUCGCGCCUGAGUGCAGCUCCUCCAUCCGCGCCUCCCUGCCCCACGCUGCCUUCGUGGAGGGCUCCUGCUCCUUCCUGUUCCACCUUGUCCUCCUCAAGGUGCGACAGAGUCACCCCCUGUACCGGGUCCCUGCGCUGGCAGCCACUGUCACCUUUCUGACCUAUGCAGCCGGACCGUACACGGGGGCCUUCUUCAACCCUGCCCUGGCCACAGCCACCACCUUCCACUGCUCGGGGAGCAGCUUCUGGGACUACAUCCAGGUGUACUGGCUGGGGCCCCUCGCAGGGAUGCUCGCUGCCCUCCUGCUGUUCCAGGGCAACAUCCCACGCCUCUUCCAGAAAAACCUCCUCUACAGCCAGAAGAGCAAGUACAAGGUGCCCAAGGGAAAGGUGACAGCGCAGGUGGAGGGUGACAAACCACAGAAGAAGAAGAAAGGAGGGAAGAGCAAGUCGGAGCCCCGUGCCUGAGCCCAGGGGUCCUGGCAGCCCUUUUCCCGGGAAAGGGUUUCCCGGUGUGCAGGAUUUUGCAGCUCGUUCAGUCCUUAAAGCAUCACAAAGGAAUCCUCGGGGAUGCCCGAGCCCCUGAGCUCCUUUGGGAAUUGCUUCAAAAGCCUCCCUGGAGAGUUCGAACUGUUUCAAGCCCACACUGCUGCCUCAGAGAGAAAACACGGAACACUUUUGCAUAAAUUGCUGGUUGUCUUGUACUGCCAGGAAUUACAGAGAGCUGGGACCGUUCCACGGGCAGGCUUGAGCAACCCGGGGUUAUUGCAUCGUGCAAUGCCUGCAAUAACCUCACUGGGUCUCUUGCAGCCCUAAAAACCAAGGAUAAGCCAGUAACUGCCUUGGGCACGGCAUGGGGAGGAAGCAGGCUUUGAUCUUUUCAGUUACUAAUGGAAACUUGUUAAAAAUUGGUGGGGUUUGAGUUAAACUUGGCCUGAAGUCCUUGAAAUGCACAGGCUGAACCUGGCAAGUCUUGGAGAGGAAUUAAAAGUGCUCCAAGGCAAGAGAAUUCACUGGCCACGGGAGAAGCUGCUUCUCUGGGGAUGUGCUUAGCCUGGGUUUGGGUGCUGUAAAGCAUCAAGAGAUGGUGUACAAGGGGUCUGUGGUUGGAAAAAAAGGAAAAAAGAAAAAGAGACCCAGGCAGCUGCUGGGCAUCCCUGGGCUCUGCUCCAUGACUACGUGAAAUACUAUAAAAUUACAGUUUGUGGGGAAAAUUAAAAAAAAAAAAAAAAAAAAGCCGUGGUUGGCAUUUGGGUGA
Messenger RNA from Passer domesticus (house sparrow), 1900 nucleotides. Its product is annotated as aquaporin-12-like. Gene Ontology annotation, cellular component: membrane; cytoplasm. The coding region runs from base 205 to 1110 and encodes 301 amino acids. Gene Ontology annotation, molecular function: channel activity. Gene Ontology annotation, biological process: transmembrane transport. The record is from RefSeq and is a predicted model, not a curated record. The transcript has 3 exons. Lineage: Eukaryota; Metazoa; Chordata; Aves; Passeriformes; Passeridae.